This is a messenger RNA of Macrobrachium nipponense, 1872 nucleotides long. Its product is annotated as caldesmon-like. The coding region runs from base 1 to 1872 and encodes 623 amino acids. Lineage: Eukaryota; Metazoa; Arthropoda; Malacostraca; Decapoda; Palaemonidae. The record is from RefSeq and is a predicted model, not a curated record. Gene Ontology annotation, cellular component: glutamatergic synapse; postsynaptic specialization. Gene Ontology annotation, biological process: signaling. Gene Ontology annotation, molecular function: molecular adaptor activity. The transcript has a single exon.
AUGAGUGAGGAGGUAGAAGGAAAGGUCUUAGCAGCCAUGGGAAAAGCCCGCCUCCUCAUUACUCAGAAGGUUGAACAGUUUCGAGGUCUAUGUCAACAAAAUAUCGAUGGUCCCAAAGGUGAAGAACCCACCAUAAUGGCUGCAGACCUAGCUGGCUUUUGGGACAUGGUAUCAAUUCAGGUGGAUAAUGUACACCACCUUUUCAAAGAGGUCAGUGUUCUGAAAACUAAGGGAUGGAAACAGGACCAAAAUGUAGAGACCACUAAUAAUGUCACCAUAAACCCAGUGAAGAGGAAACCAGCAAAGGUUGGGAAAAAAGCUGUGAAGAGUUGUCCUGAGGAACAAAAGGCACGAGACGAGGCCCGCAAGAAACUACUGGAGGAGAGACGUAGGGCGAUGAAGGAGGCAAUGAAAGCUAAACAAGCUCAGCCUGAUACAAAUGGCGUAGUAACUGAUGUAGAAAUUAUGGUGGCAGAACAAAACGUUGCCAAUUUGGAGCAUUUAGCAGUUGAAGAUAAGGAGGAAAGGACAAAGGGAGAUGAAUGUGGCACAGUUAAUGAGAAAAUCAAGGAAGUGGGAAACCAAAAGGAAGGCCACCAGUUCUUACAAAUAGUUGAAAACAAGGUUUCUGAAUUACAAGCCCUGAUAAACAAUGCCGAAUCUGACCUGGAAACCUUCACACCACAGAUGAGUGAGGAGGUACAAGGAAAGGUCCUCGCAGCAAUGGGAAAGGCACGCCUCCUUAUCUCACAGAAGAUAGAGCAGUUCAGAGGCCUGUGUCAACAAAACAUUGAUGGGCCUAAAGGUGAAGAACCUGCUAUACUAGCUGAAGAUCUGGCGGGCUUUUGGGACAUGGUAUCCAUUCAGGUGGAUAAUGUUUCACAGCUUUUCAAAGAAGUUAGUGUUCUUAAAGCCAAUGGAUGGAAAGAGAACCCAAAUAAACAGAACACUAAUAAUGUCACCAAAGGUCCUGUGAAGAGGGAACCAGUAAAAGUUAUGAAAAAAGCUACGAAGAUUUGCUCCGAGGAACAAAAGGCACGAGAUGAGGCCCGCAGGAAACUACUGGAGGAAAGACGGCGGGCAAUGAAAGAGGCACUGAAAGCUAAACAAGCUCAGCCUGAUGCAAAUGGCAUAGUAGAUGAUGUGGAAAUUAUGUUGGCAGAACAAAACAUCGCCCAUUUGCAAGAUUUAGCAGGUGAAGAUAAGGAGAAAAGGACAAAGGGAGAUGAAGGUGGCGCAGUUAAUGAGAAAACAAAGGAAGUAGAAAAACAAAAGGAAGGCCACCAAUUCUUACAAAUAGUUGAAAACGAGGUUUCUGGAUUACAAGCCCUGAUAAAUAAUGCCGAAUCUGACCUGGAAACCUUCACACCACAGAUGAGUGAGGAGGUACAAGGAAAGGUCCUCGCAGCAACAGGAAAGGCGCGCCUCCUUAUCUCGCAGAAGAUACAGCAGUUCAGAGGCCUAUGUCAACAAAGUAUUGAUGGGCCUAAAGGUGAUGAACCUGCUAUACUAGCUGAAGAUCUGGCGGGCUUUUGGGACAUGGUGUCCAUCCAGGUGGAUAAUGUUCACCAGCUUUUCAAAGAAGUCAGUGUUCUUAAAGCCAAUGAAUGGAAAGAGGGCCCAAAUACACAGAACACUAAUAAUGUCACCAAAGGUCCUGUGAAGAGGGAACCAGCAAAAGUUAUGAAAAAGGCUAUGAAGAAUUGCUCUGAGGAACGAAAGGCACGAGAUGAGGCCCGCAAGAAACUAUUGGAGGAGAGACGUAGAGCAAUGAAAGAGGCCCUGAAAGCUAAACAAACUCGCCUUGAUGCAAAUGGCAGCACAGAUGGUGUUGAAAUUCUGGUGGCAGAAAAGAGAAUGGCCUGCGAGUGA